Molecule: messenger RNA, 2904 nt
Organism: Dipodomys ordii (Ord's kangaroo rat)
Lineage: Eukaryota; Metazoa; Chordata; Mammalia; Rodentia; Heteromyidae
Product: protocadherin beta-3-like
Exons: 4
Coding region: 1-2904 (967 amino acids)
Biological process (GO): homophilic cell-cell adhesion
Cellular component (GO): plasma membrane
Molecular function (GO): calcium ion binding
Source: RefSeq, a predicted model, not a curated record
AUGGAGGCUGGAGGGGAGCGCUUUCUUAAACAAAGGCAAGUCCUGCUUCUCUUUAUUUUUCUUGGUGGGUCCUUGGCUGGGUCAGAAUUGAAACGCUAUUUUGUGACUGAGGAAAGUGAGAGGGGCUUUUUAAUAACCAAUCUAGCAAAGGAUGUGGGGCUGAGGGUGGACGAAUUGGCCACAAGGGUGGCCCAAGUUGCAUCCAAAGGGAACAAACAGCAUUUUCAGCUCAAUUAUCAGACCGGUGAUUUGCUCCUGAAUGAGCAGUUAGACCGAGAGGAGCUUUGCGGUUCCACGGAGCCAUGUAUACUGCCGUUUCAGGUGUUACUGCAAAACCCUUUUCAGUUGAUUACAAAUGAGCUCCAAGUCAUAGAUAUUAAUGAUCAUUCGCCAGUAUUCUUUGAGAACGAAAUGCAGGUGAAAAUCCUAGAAAGCGCCCCACCAGGAACAGCAAUUCCUUUGGGAAAUGCUGAGGACCUGGAUGUGGGAAGAAACAGUCUCCAAGACUACACCCUGGCUCCCAAUUCCCACUUCCAUGUCGUCACACAGCGUCGCAGGGACGGAAGGAAAUAUCCGGAGCUAGUACUGGACAAAGCGCUAGAUCGGGAGGACCAGCCAGAGCUUACUUUAGUCCUCACAGCGCUGGAUGGCGGCUCUCCUCCAAGGUUCGGGACGGCCCAGAUCUACAUCUUAGUCUUAGACAUCAACGACAACGCCCCCGAAUUUGCACAGUCACUCCACCAGGUUCAGAUUCCAGAAAACACUCCUGUCAACUCUGUCAUUACUACAGUCUCUGCUUCUGAUUUAGACACAGGAAAUUAUGGGGAGGUUUCAUAUGCCUUUUUUCACGCUUCAGAAGAAAUUCUCAAAACUUUUCAACUAAAUCCAAUUACUGGUGAUAUGCAACUAGUUAAAUGUCUGGAUUAUGAAACAAUUAGUACUUACGAAAUAGAUAUAGAGGCCAAGGACGGAGGAGGCCUUUCAGGAAAAUGUACAGUCAUAGUUGAUGUGAUUGAUGUUAAUGACAACCCACCAGAAUUAACCAUGUCGUCAGUUAACAGUCCUAUUUCAGAGAAUUUGGCAGAGACUGUGGUAGCGAUUUUCAGCGUUUCAGAUCUAGACUCGGGAGACAAUGGAAAAAUUAAGUGUUCCAUCCAGAAUGAUCUCCCUUUUGUCCUGAAACCCUCUGUACAGAACUUUUACACCUUAGUGACUGAGAGCCCACUGGACAGAGAAAGCACUGCUGAGUACAACAUCACCAUCACCGUCACCGACUUGGGAACUCCCAGGCUGCAAACCCAGCACACCUUCACCCUGCAGGUGUCCGACAUGAACGACAACGCCCCCGAAUUCACGCAGUCGUCCUACACCCUGUGGGUCCGCGAGAACAACAGCCCCGCCCUGCACAUUGGCACCAUCAGCGCCACAGACAGAGACUCGGGCAGCAACGCCCAGCUGACCUACUCGCUGCUGCCCGGCCCGCAGCCCGGCGCCGACGCGAUUGAAGUAGAAACAAAUUUGGAUUUAACCAAAAGAAUGCAGAAGCUAAAGAGAAUGCAUCUUAACAGGCAAGUGAUGGUCUUUAUUUUUGCAGCGUUCUUGCGUCUGGUUUUCUCGGAGCCUAUGCGUUUUUCUGUGAGUGAGGAAACAGGGAGUGGUUCCUUUCUAGCCCAUCUUACCAAACCAAUGGGUUUGGGAAUGGGGGAGCUGACCGCCCGGUCUGCCAGGGUGGUUUCUGACGAUGACAAGCAGUACUUACUAUUGGAUUCUAAGACUGGAGAUUUACUUCUGAGGGAGAAAUUAGACCGAGAAGAGAUAUGUGGCCCUAAGGAACCGUGUGUGUUGCAUUUCCAAGUGUUCCUGGAAAUGCCAGUGCAAUUUUUUCAGGGAGAAUUACUAAUUGAAGAUAUAAAUGAUCAUGCUCCAGUAUUCCCUGAUAGGGAAGUGCUCUUGAAAAUACCGGAAAACAGCCACCCAGGAACUCUGUUUCCAUUAACAUUAGCAGAGGAUUUGGAUGUGGGUAUUAAUGGGAUUCAAACUUACACAGUCAGCCCCAAUGCUCACUUCUAUGUGCUCACUCAAAAUAAUAGCGAAGGCAAGAAGUACCCAGAAUUGGUCCAGGACAAAGCGCUGGACCGCGAGGAACAGGCUGAGCUCAGCUUAACUCUUGUGGCUCUGGAUGGUGGGACUCCACCUAGGUCUGGCACAGUCUUGGUUCGAGUCCUGAUCAUGGACGUCAAUGACAAUGCUCCCGAGUUUGUGCACUCUCCAUAUGAGGUGCGGGUCCUGGAGAACAGCCCACCAGAUUCUGUGAUUCUAAACGUGCUAGCCAAAGAUGCAGAUGAUGGGAACUUUGGGAGUGUUUCCUAUGGCUUCUUCCAAGCAUCAGAUGACAUUAAGCAAACUUUCUCAAUAAAUGAGAUCACGGGAGAAAUUCGACUGAAAAAGGCAUUGGACUUUGAGAAAGUUACUUCUUACCGUGUGGAAAUGGAGGCUACGGAUGGAGGAGGCCUCACUGGGAAGGCCACUGUUUUCAUAGAGGUGGUGGAUGUGAAUGACAAUGCCCCGGAAAUUACCAUCUCUUCACUCACCAGCUCCAUCCCAGAAAAUGCUGCUGAGACAGUAGUCUCUGUUUUUAGAAUCCGAGAUAGGGAUUCUGGAGAGAAUGGAAAGAUGGUAUGCUCUAUUCCAGACAAUCUGCCAUUCCUUCUAAAACCGACUUUCAAGAAUUUCUACACUUUGGUGACAGAGAGGCCCUUGGAUAGAGAAAUAAGAGACCAAUACAACGUCACCAUCACCGUCUCCGACUUGGGGACUCCCAGGCUGCAAACCCAGCACACCAUCACCCUGCAGGUGUCCGACGUGAACGACAACGCCCCCGAAUUCACGCAGUGUUGGACAUAG